Molecule: messenger RNA, 23660 nt
Organism: Saccoglossus kowalevskii
Lineage: Eukaryota; Metazoa; Hemichordata; Enteropneusta; Harrimaniidae
Source: RefSeq, a predicted model, not a curated record
AUGGGUGGGACACCGGGUAUUGAUCCUGGAUUGCUGGGUGUACUGAUUGUGAUUUUGGUCUCCCUUCAACCCGGUGUAUACGCGCAAGGAUGUAGCGAUGGUACGUUUGGCAAAAAGAUGCUGGACAUUGACAACACUAAGUCCGACUUCAGUUACGUGACGAUGCCGGAAUCCAUUCCGGAUAUGACGGAGUUCACCAUGUGUUUCUGGGUAAGAAGUAGUGACGCCAUAACCAGCAGAUACCUGAUGACAUACAGAAGCAGUAAUAUCAACUCUGGUAGCAUAUAUUUGUAUAAUCCAAACAACGUUCAACUGUAUGUGAAUAACGGCGCCGCCUCUGCAAGUGGGAUGGUUGUCAGCUAUGGUGUAUGGCAUCACUUGUGUAUCACGUGGGACUCAGCCGAUAGUGGGCGAUACCAUUACUACAAAGAUGGUAGAAUGAGGUACACGUCGUAUAAUCUAAAGAACAGCCAGACUAUCCUCGGAGGUGGUACGAUGAUCUUCGGACAGUGGCAAGCAUCAAUUGGAGGUGGCUUCUCGAAGAGUUACUCUUUUAAUGCCGAAAUGUCCGCUUUCAACAUAUGGAAUGAGAGAAUGGAUGUUGAAGCCAUUCAGGCUAUGGCUGAUAAUCCGUGUGAAGCAAACUGCGGCAAUGCGGUAUCAUGGGCAUCCCUAAGCUCUAGUGACUUAGCUUCAGUAACAGUAGAAGAUUUUGAUAUCCGAUGUGAACCAGAGAAGCCAACGUGUGCCCGAGGUGAUUUCAAAGACAAGACAUGGGAACUAGAUAGUUCUGCUGAGUUUACUUACGCUGAAUUGGAAACUGAAUUCCGUGACAUGUGGGCGUUUACAGCUUGUUGGUGGAUGAGAACGAAUGACGUUGGCAAUUACCGUGCUGUUAUGAGUUACUUUGCUGAGGGUGACAAUCCAGGUAGCAUUAUCCUGGAAACCCCACAGAACCUCAGAGCUAGUAUCAAAAACUCGUGGUCUUCAAGCUCUGGUAUAUCCGUAACAUACGGACUGUGGCACCAUGUUUGUCUGGCUUGGACAUCAGAAGGUGGCGUUCUCAACAUCUUUAAAGAUGGCAGCAAAGCCUUUACGCAGAGUAACUACAGAACGAAUCUUCUUCUGAGAGGUGGUGGAAAGCUGAUCAUUGGCCAACGUCAAGGAAGUAUUGGAGGUGGUUUCAACAGAGCCUAUUCUUAUCUUGGAGAUAUCUCAGAGUUCAACAUGUGGGAUUCUUUGAUAGAAUCCAAUGACAUUAAGGGAUAUUCUGAAAACCGUGGCUGUGAAAAUGGCUGUGGGAAUCUUGUAUCAUGGCAUGGAAUUGCAGAGUCUGCUCUUGAGGAAGUUAAAGUAGUGGAUGCUGAAGCAACGUGUGAGAACCGCGUAACAGAGUGUGAUGCUGGAGAGUUUCAACGCAAAGUGUUUGAUAUGGACAACAGCGAUGACUUUGCUUAUGCCCAGUCCUUUCAAACUAUGCCCGAUAUGAAUGAAUUCACCAUGUGUUUCUGGGUAAGAAGUCAUGACGCCUCAACCAGUAGAUAUCUGAUGACAUACAGAAGCAGUAAUAUCAACUCUGGUAGCAUAUAUUUGUAUAAUCCGAACAACGUUCAACUGUAUGUGAAUAACGGCGCCGCCUCUGCAAGUGGGAUGGUUGUCAGCUAUGGUGUAUGGCAUCACUUGUGUAUCACGUGGGACUCAGCCGAUAGUGGGCGAUACCAUUAUUACAAAGACGGUAGAAUGAGGUACACUUCAUAUAAUCUAAAGAACAGUCAGACUAUUCUCGGCGAUGGUACGCUUAUCCUUGGCACAUGGCAAGCUUCAAUUGGAGGAGGGUUCUCAAAAAGUUACUCAUUCAAUGCAGAAAUGACAAAAUUCAAUAUCUGGAGUGAAAAAUGGAGCAGUGAUGCUAUUCAGGCAUUGGCAGAGAAUGAUUGUGAUUUACAGUGUGGUGAUGCUAUUUCUUGGUCACACUUCCGAUCUACUGAUAUAUCUUCUGCAGUUGUUGUUAAGAAUUCAGACAUGGAAUGUGAACCCGAAGAACCAGUUUGUUCGGAUGGAGAUUUCAAAGACAAAGCUUGGAAAAUGGAUAGCUCUUCAGAGUAUAGCUAUGCUGAGUUGCAAACCAAAUUCCGUGACAUGUGGGCGUUUACAGCUUGUUGGUGGAUGAGAACGAAUGACGUUGGAAAUUACCGUGCUGUUAUGAGUUACUUUGCUGAGGGUGACAAUCCAGGUAGCAUUAUCCUGGAAACCCCACAGAACCUCAGAGCUAGUAUCAAAAACUCGUGGUCUUCAAGCUCUGGUAUAUCCGUAACAUACGGACUGUGGCACCAUGUUUGUCUGGCUUGGACAUCAGAAGGUGGCGUUCUCAACAUCUUUAAAGAUGGGAGUAAAGCCUUCACACAGAGUAACUAUAGAACGAAUCUUCUUCUGAGAGGUGGUGGAAAGCUGAUCAUUGGCCAACGUCAAGGAAGUAUUGGAGGUGGUUUCAACAGAGCCUAUUCUUAUCUUGGAGAUGUUUUGGAAUUCAACAUGUGGAGUGACGUCUUACCCAUUACUGAUAUACAGGGAUUUGCUCAAAAUCGUGGAUGUGAUAAUGGAUGUGGCGACCUCGUUAGCUGGCACGGAAUUUCAGAAUCUUCUCUUGUUGAAGCUGAAGUUGUUGAUGCAGAAUCAAUUUGCGACUACAAUGUACCAACUUCCUAUGUACCUCCCAAUUUGUCAACAGAGGACAGAGUAACCGAAUGUGGUUCUGGUGAAUAUGAACGUACUGUAAUGGAAAUGGACAACAGUGAUGACUUUGCAUAUGCUCAAUCCUACCAAAGCAUAAAAGAAAUGAGUGAAUUCACCAUGUGUUUCUGGGUUCGAAGCCACGACACAACGACUAGUAGAUAUCUGAUGACAUACAGAAGCAGUAAUAUCAACUCUGGAAGCAUCUAUUUAUAUAAUCCGAACAACGUACAGUUAUAUGUGAAUAACGGAGCUGCAACUGCUAGUGGUACAGCUGUGAACUAUGGUGUUUGGCAUCAUAUGUGCUUCACAUGGGAUUCGGCGGACAGUGGUCGUUACAAAUACUUCAAAGAUGGUGUUAUGAGAUACACUUCUUAUAACUUAAAAAACAAUCAAGUUAUUCUUGGAGGUGGCAGUCUUAUUCUUGGUCAGUGGCAAGCUUCAGUUGGUGGAGGAUUUUCAAAGAGUUACUCGUUUAACUGUGAGAUGACUAAAUUCAACAUCUGGAGUGAAAAACUUGGUGCUGAAGAUAUACAGGAGAUGGCGAUUGGAGGUUGUGAUAAUAACUGUGGUGAUGUAGUAUCAUGGUCUUACUUCCGUUCCACUGACAUACCUGACUCAGUUAAAAUGAAAGAUUCGAAUAUCAAAUGUGAACCUGAUGAACCAGUGUGCUCAGGCGGUGCAUAUGAAGAAAAAAGCAUCACAUUUGACAGCACAUCUGAAUAUUCAUAUGCUAUUAUGAAGAAGGAAAUACGCGAUUUGUGGGAAUUCACAGCGUGUUGGUGGAUGAGAACAGAUGAUACCACCAGUACAUAUCAUACUAUGAUGAGUUAUUUUGCACAAGGUGAUAGCGUCAGCAGCAUUCUUGUAGAAAACCCGUAUAAUCUGAGAGCUGUUAUUAAAAACCAGUGGGGAAGCUCAACAACAGUAGCAGUCAACUAUGGGAUGUGGCACCACGUGUGUCUUUCAUGGGCUGGGGAAGACGGUAUAUAUAACGUUUACAGAGAUGGCGGUGUUGCAUAUACACAAAGCGGUUACUCAAAGGACAAAAUUAUCCGUGGUGGUGGCACAUUGGUUCUUGGGCAAAGACAAGGAAGUAUCGGAGGUGGAUUCAGUAAGACAUAUUCCUAUGCUGGAGAGAUGUCAGAUUUUAACAUGUGGAAUACCUGUUUAGUCUCAGAUGAUAUAAAGGGAUUCGUAGAAAACCGUGGUUGUGAAAAUGGUUGUGGAAAUCUGAUCUCAUGGGAUGAUUUCACCAGUAGUGAUCUAGUAGAAGUAGAUGUCGAAAAUUCUGACGCCAUUUGUGAAGCACGACAGACUGAAUGUGGGAAGGGCGAUUUUGAUGACAAAAAGUUUGAUUUUGAUGGAACAACCAACAGCUAUGCAUCUGUCAUGCAAGAAAUCCCAGAGAUGUCAGCAGCGACAGUCUGCAUGUGGAUCAAGACGACCCAAUCCACAGCUGCCAAGUAUAUAUUCACCUACAGAACAUCCAACAUCAAUGCUGGCAGUAUGUACCUGUACAACCCAACCAAUCUACAAUUUUAUGUUGAUAACGCAGCUGGAACUAACAGUGGAAUCGCUAUCAACUAUGGUCUCUGGUUCCACACAUGUAUGACAUGGACAUCCGCAAGUGGUAAAUACCAGUAUUUCAAAGAUGCUAGACUUAGAUACACCAACACUGGGCUAAGGACGAACUACAAAAUAGCUGGAGGAGGUUCAUUCAUCAUUGGGCAGUGGCAAGCAUCUAUUGGUGGGCAGUUUGGUACAUCGUAUCCAUUUGAUGGUGAAAUUGCCAAGUUCAAUAUGUGGAGCAAGGUACUUCCAGAUGCCGAUAUAGAGGCAAUGUUUGCUGAACCAUGUGGAUACAUGUGUGGUGACGUCAUUUCCUGGACGUUCUUCAGAUCUGAUGACAUUGCUGGCAUUACAAUAGGAGAUUCUGAUGUACAAUGUGAGGAAGAAGAGGUAGUCUGUUCUGGUGGACCCUACACAAAUAAAACAUGGACGAUGGACAGUUCUGCUGAGUACACAUAUACCGUUGUCCCAGCUGAGUUUCCAGACAUGUGGGCGUUUACAUCUUGUUGGUGGAUGAGAACGAAUGAUGUUGGUAAUUCCCGUGUUAUGAUGAGCUAUUUCGCCCAGGGUGAUAACCCAGGAAGUAUUAUUCUAGAAACACCGAAGAAUUUACGUGCAUGCGUUAAAAACUCAUGGGCAUCUAGUUCUGGGAUAUCUAUAACAUAUGGUCUCUGGCACCACGUUUGUCUGACUUGGUCAUCUGAUGGAGGUGUUCACGAAAUAUAUAAAGAUGGUAGCCGUGCCUUUACUCAAACAGGCUACAGGACUAAUCUAAUAUUGAAAGGAGGGGGACAACUAAUCAUUGGUCAACGCCAAGGCAGUAUUGGCGGUGGAUUUAACAGGGCAUAUUCGUACCUUGGUGAAAUAUCAGAUUUCAACAUGUGGGAAGAAGUAUUGCUUUCAUCUAAAAUACAAGACUUUUCAUCAAAUCGUGGCUGCGAAAAUGGUUGUGGAACUCUUGUUUCAUGGGCGGAUAUCACUUCAUCAGCUCUGACGGAAGUUGAGGUCAAUGACGCCGAAUCAGUUUGCCAGCCAAGAGUGUCAACCUGUGAAGGCGGAGAAUUUGAGCGAAAGGUACUUGAUAUGGACAAUAGUGGAGAUUAUGCUUAUGCUCAGUCAUAUCAAAACAUUCCUGAUAUGAAUGAAUUCACCAUGUGUUUCUGGGUACGAAGCCGCGACGCCACGACCAGCAGAUAUCUGAUGACAUACAGAAGCAGUAAUAUCAACUCUGGUAGCAUCUAUUCGUAUAAUCCAAACAACGUACAGUUAUACGUAAAUAACGGAGCUGCAACUGCUAGUGGAAUCAUUGUGAAUUAUGGCCUGUGGCAUCAUUUGUGCUUUACCUGGGAUUCAGCUGACAGUGGACGAUACCAUUAUUACAAAGAUGGUGUCAUGAGAUACACGUCAUAUAAUCUGAAGAACAACCAAGCUAUCCUUGGAGGUGGUACGCUUAUCAUUGGCACAUGGCAAGCCUCGAUUGGAGGAGGUUUCUCAAAGAGUCACUCCUUCAAUGCGGAAAUGACACAAUUCAACAUCUGGGGGGAAGCGAAAAAUUCAGAAGCCAUACAGGCAAUGUCAACAAACGAUUGUGGUUCAUUGUGUGGUGAUAUAGUGUCUUGGGCAUACUUCCGAUCUAGUGACGUCUCAUCAACAGCAGUAAUUAAAGACUCUGACAUAAAAUGUGUUAAAGAAGUGCCAGUGUGUGCUCGUGGUGAGUUAGAAGAUAAGUCACUGGUUAUGGACAGUUCAGCUGAAUACACGUAUGCCCAGAUUGCAACUGAAAUCCCUGAUCAUGACUUGUGGGAAUUCACAGCGUGUUGGUGGAUGAGAACGAAUGACGUUGGCAGUUAUCGUGUUAUGAUGAGCUAUUUUGCACAGGGUGAUAACCCGGGAAGUAUAAUAUUGGAAACUCCCAAAAAUUUAAGAGCCAGCAUCAAGAACUCCUGGUCGUCAAGUUCUGGAAUAUCAGUGACGUAUGGACUAUGGCACCACGUGUGUUUCGCAUGGACAUCGGAAGGCGGUGAACUAGGCAUAUUUAAAGAUGGAAGCAGAGCAUUCACGCAGUCAAACUAUCGAACCAACUUGAUCCUUAAAGGAGGAGGGCAGCUUAUUAUUGGUCAGCGACAGGGUAGUAUUGGAGGUGGUUUCAACAGAGCUUAUUCCUACCUAGGAGAUAUUUCAGAGUUUAAUAUGUGGAAAACAGUUUUAGCAUCAUCUGAUAUACAGGCAUUUGCUGAAAACCGUGGUUGCGAAAAUGGUUGUGGGGAUCUUGUCUCAUGGCAUGAAAUUCCAGAAUCAGCAGUAAUAGAAGCAAAAAUUGUCGAAGCUGAAGCAAUCUGCAAAGAAAGAAAUACUGACUGUGAGGGUGGUGAAUUUGAUGGCAAAGUAUUGAAUAUGGACAAUUCAGAAAACUAUGCUUAUAUUCAAUCAUAUCAGACCAUUCCUGAUAUGAAUGAAUUCACCAUGUGUUUCUGGGUACGAAGCCGGGACACUACAGCAACCAGGUAUAUCAUGACAUACAGAAGCAGUAAUAUCAAUACUGGAAGUAUCUACGUGUACAACCCAACAAAUGUACAACUCUACAUCAAUAAUGGUGCUGCCACUGGUAGUAGUGUUGCAGUGAACUAUGGUGUGUGGCACCAUUUGUGCUUUACCUGGGAUUCAGCUGACAGUGGACGAUACCAUUAUUACAAAGAUGGUGUCAUGAGAUACACGUCGUAUAACCUGAAGAACAACCAAGCUAUUCUUGGAGGUGGCACUCUUAUCCUUGGCACAUGGCAAGCCUCGAUUGGAGGAGGUUUCUCAAAGAGCUACUCCUUCAAUGCGGAAAUGACAAAAUUCAAUAUCUGGAGUGAUGUUAUGAGUGCUGAAAAUAUACAGACAAUGGCUGUAGGAGGAUGUGACGCCAACUGCGGUGAUAUAAUUUCCUGGUCAUAUUUCCGACACAGUGACGUGUCAUCUGCUGUUGUGAUCCAAGACUCUGACAUAAAGUGUGAACCUGAAGAACCUGUCUGUUCAGACGGAAGAUACGAAGGAAAAACGCUUAUCUUUGACAGCACAUCUGAAUAUUCAUAUGCUAUUAUGGAGAAGGAAAUACGCGAUUUGUGGGAAUUCACAGCAUGUUGGUGGAUGAGAACAGAGGAUACCACCAGUACAUAUCAUACUAUGAUGAGUUACUUCGCUCAAGGUGACAGUGUUAGCAGUAUUUUGCUUGAGAACCCAUAUAAUUUGAGAGCCAGCAUCAAGAACCAGUGGGGAAGCUCUACAACCGUGGCAGUCAACUAUGGGAUGUGGCACCACGUGUGUCUUUCAUGGGCUGGGGAAGACGGUAUAUAUAACGUUUACAGAGAUGGCGGUGUUGCAUAUACACAAGGCGGUUAUUCAAAGGACAAAAUUAUCCGUGGUGGUGGCUCAUUGGUUCUCGGACAAAGACAAGGAAGUAUUGGCGGUAAAUUCAGCAAGACAUAUUCAUACGCUGGUGAAAUAUCUGAUUUUAACAUGUGGAAUACACAACUUGAUAGUUCUGACAUAAAGGCACGGGAAUUGGAAUGUGGAAAAGGUGAUUUUGAUGACAAGAAAUUUGAAUUUGAUGGAACAACAAACAGCUAUGCAUCUGUCAUGCAAGAAAUCCCAGAGAUGUCAGCAGCAACAGUCUGCAUGUGGAUCAAGACGACCCAAUCCACAGCUGCCAAGUAUAUAUUCACCUACAGAACAUCCAACAUCAAUGCUGGCAGUAUGUACCUGUACAACCCAACCAAUAUACAAUUUUAUGUUGAUAAUGCAGCUGGAGCUAACAGUGGAAUCGCUAUCAACUAUGGUCUUUGGUUCCACACAUGUAUGACAUGGACAUCUGAAAACGGUAAAUACCAAUACUUCAAGGAUGGUCGCCUACGUUACACCAACACUGGGCUAAGGACGAACUACAAAAUAGCGGGAGGUGGUGCUUUUAUCAUCGGACAGUGGCAAGCAUCUAUUGGUGGGCAGUUUGGUACAUCGUAUCCAUUCAAUGGUGAAAUUGCCAAGUUCAAUAUGUGGAGUGAAGUACUUGCUGAUGUGGAUAUCGAGAAAAUGUUCACUGAACCAUGUGGAUAUACAUGUGGUGACGUCAUUUCCUGGACUUUCUUCAGACAAGAUGAUAUUGCUGGAAUUACUGUUGAAGACUCUGAUGUGCAAUGCGAGGAGGAAGUUGUGACAUGUGAUGAAGGGGCCUACACUAACAAGACAUGGAUAAUGGACAGUUCUGCUGAAUAUACUUAUGCCACGGCACCAGUAGAGUUUGUAGACAUGUGGGCAUUUACUGCUUGCUUCUGGAUGAAGACAAAUGAUGAAGGAAGCUCCCGUGCAAUGAUGAGUUAUUACGCACAUGGCGACAGCACUGGCAGUAUUGUUUUCGAAACUCCUAAGAAUCUUCGGGCAUGCAUACAGAAUACUUGGGCUACCAGUUCAGGAAUAUCGACAACGUACGGUCUGUGGCAUCACGUGUGUGUCACGUGGUCAUCAGAUGGUGGCGUGCAUGAGAUAUACAAAGACGGUAGCAGAGCCUUCACACAAAACAAUUUCAAAGCAAACCUCUUAUUGAAGGGAGGUGGUACGCUGAUAAUUGGACAGCGUCAAGGCAGCAUAGGAGGUGGUUUCAACAGAGCUUAUUCUUAUAAUGGUGGUAUCUCAGAUUUCAACAUGUGGGAUAAUGUUGUCAUGGCAACGGAAAUCAAGCGUCUUGCUGAAAAUCGUGGUUGUAAAAAUGGCUGUGGUAAUCUUCUUCCCUGGACUGCAUUUAAAUCAUCGGCACUCAAUGAAGUUGAAGUGGAAGAUGCCGAGUCUGACUGUCAGCCAAGGGUCACAAAAUGCGGAGAAGGAAAGUUUGAAAGAACUGUGUUAGAUAUGGACAACACAGGAGACUAUGCCUAUGCACAGUCAUAUCAGACCAUUCCUGAUAUGAAUGAAUUCACCAUGUGUUUCUGGGUACGAAGCCGAGACAUUACAGCAUCCAGGUAUAUCAUGACAUACAGAAGCAGUAAUAUCAAUACUGGAAGUAUCUACGUGUACAACCCAACAAAUGUACAACUCUACGUCAAUAAUGGUGCUGCCACUGGUAGUAGUGUUGCCGUGAACUAUGGUGUGUGGCAUCAUUUGUGCUUUACCUGGGAUUCAGCUGACAGCGGACGAUACCAUUAUUACAAAGAUGGUGUCAUGAGAUACACGUCAUAUAACCUGAAGAACAACCAAGCUAUUCUUGGAGGUGGCACUCUUAUCCUUGGCACAUGGCAAGCCUCAAUUGGAGGCGGUUUUUCAAAGAGUUACUCUUUCAAUGGGGAAAUGACAAAAUUCAAUAUCUGGAGUGAACUCCUUGAUCCGCAAGAUAUACAAAGUAUGGCCAUUGGUGGUUGUGAUGUAACUUGUGGUGAUGAAAUAUCGUGGUCAUAUUUCCGACCAGGUGAUGUUUCAUCUGCUGUUGAAUUGAAGGAUUCUGACAUCAAAUGUGCACUAGAGGAACCAAUCUGUACUGGUGGAAGUUUUGAAGACAAUAGUCUGAGUUUUGACAGUUCGUAUGAGUAUGCCUAUGUAACUUCCGAGAAAGAAGUACGUGACCUAUGGGAAUUCACAACAUGUUGGUGGAUGAGAACAGAGGAUACUUCCAGUACACGGCAUACAAUGAUGAGCUACUUCGCCCAAGGUGACAGUGUCAGUAGUAUUCUUUUAGAAAAUCCAUAUAAUCUAAGAGCUGCUAUUAAGAAUAGUUGGGGAAGUUCAUCAACUGUAGCAGUAAAUUAUGGAAUGUGGCACCAUGUGUGUCUCUCGUGGUCUGAAAAAGAUGGUAUCUACAACAUCUAUAGAGAUGGCGGUGUUGCUUACACGCAAAGUGGAUAUGCACUAAACAAGAUCCUGAGAGGUGGCGGCAAAUUGGUUUUAGGACAAAAACAGGGAAGUCUUGGUGGUGGAUUCAGUAAAUCUUACUCUUAUACAGGCGAACUAUCAGACUUCAAUAUGUGGAACAUUCGUUUGGAUUCAGAUGUCAUACGGGCUUUCGUUGAGAACCGUGGAUGUGACAAUGGAUGUGGAAAUAUCAUUUUGUGGGAUGAUUUUACGAGGGAUGAAUCAAUUGAGGUGGACAUAGAUGAUAAGGAAGCCGUUUGCACGCAUAGGAUAACGGAGUGUGGAAAAGGCGAAUUCGAUGACAAACAGAUCGUGUUAGAUGGAACAACAAAGAGCUAUGCAUCUGUCAUGCAAGAAAUCCAAGAGAUGUCAGCAGCAACAGUCUGCAUGUGGAUCAAGACAACCCAAUCCACAGCUGCCAAGUAUAUAUUCACCUACAGAACAUCCAACAUCAAUGCUGGCAGUAUGUACCUGUACAACCCAACCAAUCUACAAUUUUAUGUUGAUAAUGCAGCUGGAACUAACAGUGGAAUCGCUAUCAACUAUGGUCUCUGGUUCCACACAUGUAUGACAUGGACAUCUGCAAGUGGUAAAUACCAGUAUUUCAAGGAUGCUAGACUUAGAUACACCAACACUGGGCUAAGGACGAACUACAAAAUAGCUGGAGGAGGUUCAUUCAUCAUUGGGCAGUGGCAAGCAUCUAUUGGUGGGCAGUUUGGUACAUCGUAUCCAUUUGAUGGUGAAAUUGCUAAAUUUAACAUGUGGAGUGAAGCACUUUCUGAUGCAGACAUAGAGGCAAUGUUUAUUGAACCAUGUGGAUAUAGCUGUGGCAACGUCAUUUCCUGGACCUUUUUCAGAUCAGACGAUGUUGCUGGUAUUGACGUCAAGGAUUCUGAUGUAGAGUGUGAAAAAGAAGAGACUGUUUGUACAAAAGGUGACUACACAGGCAAAUCAUGGACCUUCGACAGUUCUGAUGAUUAUUCAUAUGUCACAGUUUCAAAGGACUUUGUAGACAUAUGGGCGUUCACUGCAUGUUGGUGGAUGCGUACUAGCACAACAACUAGCUCCCCUGUAAUGAUGCAUUAUUUUGCUCCUGGCGACAGUUAUGGCAGCAUUAUUGUCGAAAGUCCACAUAAUCUCAGAGCAAUGAUAAAAAACACCUGGGCUUCAUCCUCGAGUGUUUCCGUGACCCACGGCAUUUGGCAUCACGUCUGUAUCACAUGGUCAUCUGAUGGAGGUAUUCAGGAGUUUUACAGGGAUGGAAGCCGAACCUAUCUACAAAACUCCCUGAAGACAGAUACACUGUUGAAAGGAGGUGGUACGUUGAUUCUUGGCCAAAGACAGAGAAUCAUGGGAGGCAACUUCCUGCAGUCAGAUGCUUACUUGGGAGAAAUGUCUGACUUUAAUAUGUGGGAUGAGGUGUUAUUGUCAUCAAAGAUAUAUACGUUUUCGGAAAACAUAGGUUGUGACAAUGGAUGUGGUAACCUAGUUUCUUGGUCAGACUUCAUCAGUGCAGAUCUUACAGAGGUUGAGGUUGAUGAUGGUAGUGAUGUCUGUGAAGAAAGAGUAACUGAAUGUAAUGGAGGUGAUUUGAAGGACAAAGUACUAGACAUGGAUAACUCAGGUGACUUUGCUUAUGGCCAGUCAUUCCAAAAGGUUCCUGAUUUAACCAAGUUCACUAUGUGCUUCUGGGUGAGAAGCGAAGACAAAACCACUUCUAAAUAUUUAAUGCACUACAGAACCAACACAUUGGCCACUGGUAGCUUUUACGUGUAUAACCCAAACAACGUACAAAUGUAUAUUAACAAUGGUGCCGCCACUGCAAGUGGUGUGGCUGUGAACUAUGGAUUAUGGCACCAUAUGUGUUUCACAUGGGAUUCAUUUGAUAGUGGCAGAUAUCAUUACUACAAAGAUGGUCUCAUGCGGUACACAUCUUACAAUCUGAAGAAUAACCAAGAUAUCCUUGGUGGAGGUGUCCUGAUCCUUGGCCAGCGCCAAGGCUUGGUUGGUGGCAGCUUCUCAAAAACGUACAGUUUCAAUGCUGAAAUGACAAAAUUUGAUAUUUGGAGCGAUGUUCUUGAUGUUGCCGAUAUCCAGAACAUGGCAAAUGAUGGUUGUGAUUCUAACUGUGGUGACGUAAUAAGCUGGCCUUUCUUCCGACCAAGCGAUGUAUCAGAAGCUGUAACGAUAACAGAUUCUGACAUAGAAUGUGGACCUCAAAAAACAGUCUGCUCUGGAGGUGACUUCACUAAGAAAGUGUGGACUUUUGACAGCAGUGCCGAGUACACAUAUGUAACAUCAGACAUAGAAAUGCCUGACCUAUCUGAGUUUAGCAUGUGCUUCUGGGCUAGAACAGAUGACUUGAGCACUGCAGCAAGGUCCAUGAUGAGCUACUAUGCAUACGGAGACAGUGUUGGCAGUAUUGUUAUAGAGAAUCCUUAUAUACUGAGAGUUGCAAUCAAGAACACAUGGAGUUCAUCCACGUCAGUGUCAAUUCGCUAUGGUUUAUGGAAUCACGUUUGUACUACUUGGAAAUCUGAAGGUGGUGUUGUGCAACUAUAUAAGAACGGUGCCCUGGCCUUUGAACAACAAGGCAUAAAGACAGAUCAAAUAAUUCGCGGAGCUGGAUCUCUGAUCAUUGGUCAAAAGCAAGGAAGCAUGGGUGGAGGAUUCAACAGAGCAUAUUCUUAUAUUGGAGAUAUGUCAGAUUUCAAUAUGUGGACCAGUGUUCUCGACCACACAGACAUAAUGAGUCACGCUGCUGAACGUGGAUGCGACAACGGAUGCGGGGAGCUCAUAUCGUGGCAUAGUUUCAUUGAAGAAAAUUUGGUGGAAGUUGAGGUUGAAGACUCGAAUACUGACUGUAAGCAACGUGUAUCUGAUUGUGAGGGAGGACAGUUUGAUGGUAAAGCAUGGUCGUUCACAAGUACAGAUACGACAGAUUGGAGUUUUGUACAAGCAAAUAAAGUCAUCGAACGCCUAUCAGCCUUGACAGCGUGUUGGUGGUCUCGUACAACUGACGGUGGUACUUCACGCCAUUUCUUCUCCUACGCCACACGUGCUGUUGCGACUGGCAGUUUCUUCGUGCGUAACAUGGCAAAUGUACAAAUGGUCGUGAACAAUGGUGCUGCUACUGCUAGUGGUGUACCCGGCAACACAGGUCUCUGGCAUCACAUGUGCGUCACGUGGUCUUCCACCAAUGGUGACUACCAGUAUUUUAAAGACACUGCAAGAGUUUACUCAGGAACAAAUUUGAAGAAAGGCGCAACAAUCUUUGGUGGUGGAUCUCUCGUCAUCGGCCAGGUUCAAAACCAGAAUGGAAUAGUCUUCACGAACAAUUACCAGUUUCUGGGUGAAAUGUCACAGUUUAAUUUGUGGUGUUCGGUGUUAGAAUCAAGUGUUAUACUGGGAGUUGCUGAAAGUGGAUGCCAGCCAGAUUGUGGUGACAUAAUUGCUUGGUCUUUCUUCCGGUCCAAUGAUUUGCACACCGUAGAUACAGUUGAUUUUGAUGUUGAUUGCGAAACACGAGUAAGCACGUGUAGUGGUGGUGCAUUUGAUGACAAAGUAUUCACGUUUACAAGCGAAAAAACAUCAGAAAUGAGUGUAGCCAUGGCUUACAAAGAGGUACCUGAUUUAAACGCAUUUACGUCAUGCUGGUGGAUGAGAACGAGUGAUGUGACCACACAAGCACGCAAUGUGUUUAGUUAUAGAACCCAUUCUAUAUCGGUGGGUUACAUCUACGUGCGUUACAUGCACAAUAUGCAGUUGUGUGUUAACAACCAGUGUGGAACGGCAAGCAGUAUCGACGUUCGAUAUGGUCUGUGGCAUCACAUAUGUGUCACAUGGUCGUCCACAAAUGGCGAGUACAAGUACUUCAAGGAUGGUGUUCUCAGUUACUCUCAGGACAACUUAAAGACUGGAAAUACUAUACUAGGAAGAGGAACCAUGUUACUUGGUCAACAGCAAAAUAGUGUCGGUGGUGGUUUCAGUACUUCUACAGCGUACAAGGGAGAUCUUACUGAUUUUAAUUUCUGGAGUAAAGUAAUGGAAAGUGACGAUUUACGAAAUAUUGGCACGACUGGCUGUGAAAAGGGUUGUGGUGACGUAAUUGCCUGGUCGUAUUUCAGAGACGGGGAUAUUGUUAACAUUGAUGUCACCGAUAGUGACAAUACGUGUGCUGUACGUGAAAAGAUAUGUUCUAAAGGACAUUACAAUGGCAAGGUAUGGAGAAUGGGGGAAGGAGACUCAACUGAUUUCACAUAUGGCAUAGUGAGAAAAGAACUCCCAGAUCUCGAUGAAUUUAGCAUGUGUUUCUGGACCAAGACUUACAGUACAAGUGAUGGAUUCGUGAUGAGUUACUUCAGCAAGUCAAAUGGCAGAUUGAUUGAAGUUCGUCGACCUUCUAAUGUGUACAUAUUAGUCAAUGGUGGAAGUGGCAGUGCAAUGGGUACUGCUGUUAACUAUGGUCUUUGGCAUCAUAUCUGUAUUACUUGGGAUUCCAACAAUGGCGUAUACCAGUACUUCAAAGAUGCCACACUUGUAAACACUUUCACGGGACUCAGAUCGGGACAGAUGAUAAAACGAGGUGGCAGUUUCAUAAUUGGACAAUAUCAGACCACGGUUGGUGGUGGUUUCUCAAGCACCUACAAAUACCAAGGCGACCUGACAAGCUUUAAUAUGUGGGAAAGUGUACUCGAAGAAAGCGCAAUAACAAACAUUGCGGGUGAUAUAUGUCAGCAAACUUGCGGAGAUCUCAUUUCAUGGGCUGCAUUCAGACCUGGCGAUGUUCAUGAUAUUAAAGUGCUAGAAUACGAGUUGGACUGUGUUCAAGAAGUUAUUACUUGUUCUGAUGGGCAAUUCGACAACAGUACAUGGAACUUCAAUUCCGAAUACGAGUUUACAUAUGUUGAACCUGCAAAGAGCUUCCGAGACAUAGAUCAGUUUUCAGUCUGUUGGUGGAUGAAAACAACGGGCACUGACAUCAGGAGCUCUGACGCCAUGUUUAGUUACUUUGCAACGGGUGACAACACAUAUAACAGCAUCAUGGUUUACGAUCCAUACAACCUAAGAACCUCCAUCAAAAACUCGCUAAGCAGUGCAUCUACAAUAUCUGUUGGAUACGCCCAAUGGCAUCAUGUAUGUUUGACGUGGACCCGUGACAGUGGCAUCUAUAAAGUUUACAAGGAUGGUAGCAAUGCAUUCACGCAAACAAAUUUCAGAACGGGAGAAAUUAUUCGUGGAGCAGGUACACUAGUUAUUGGACAAAGACAAGGCAGCAAAGGUGGCGGUUUCAACAAAGCAUAUUCUUUCCGUGGUGAAAUGACCCAGUUCAAUAUGUGGACAACAGUUAUUGAUGAGGACACCAUUUCUACUAUUGCUGUAGACCGUAGCUGUGCAAAUGGUUGUGGUGACUUGAUAUCUUGGUCAAUGUUUUCACAAAACGAUCUUUAUGAAGUGGAAGUAUUUGAUGAUAGUAGCUUAGGAACAUGCGAGCCACGAAUCGCCAAGUGCAGUGGUGGUGAAUAUGACAACAAAGUAUGGAGCCUAGAUAGCACUUCAGUUUGGAGCUAUGGUUACUCCUAUCAACCCGUUCCAGACAUGGAUGCCUUCACAGCCUGUUGGUGGAUGAGAACAACUGAUACAAGUAGUAGUCGUUACAUAUUCUCCUAUAUGACUUCCAGCGUUGCCAGUGGAUCCAUCAAGGUUUAUAACACUGCUAAUAUGCAGAUGUUGGUUAACAACCAGUGGGGAACGGCUAGUUCCACAAAAACCAACAAUGGUAGAUGGCAUCAUUACUGUGUUCUGUGGAAGGCCAAUGGCGGGACAUACAGAUACUUCAAAAACUCAAAUUUGGUUUACCUGAACAUUAAUCUCAAAACCGAUCAGAAGAUACUUGGUGGCGGAGCACUUAUUGUUGGUCAGCUUCAAGGAAAUGUAGGAGGCGGUCUGAAUAAGGCAAACUCAUAUAUUGGGGAUAUAAGCCAAUUCAACUUGUGGAGCCAUGGACUAGAAUCUGACGACAUUAUGAACGUUGCUAUCACUGGUUGUCACACAGGAUGUGGUAAUGUCAUUUGGUGGUCAUAUUUCCGCUCCACCGAUCUUGCAUCUGUGAAUACCGACAAGGAUUUUGAUGUUCAAUGUGAACCACGUCAUCAAACUUGUCAAAAUGGUGAAUUUAGUGACAAGACUCUUAUAUUUGAGAAGGAUAGAAAUUGGUCAUAUGCUGUAGUAAAUAAAGUAAUUCCUGACAUUGAGAAAUUUACGAUGUGCUGGUGGGUACGUACAGACGACAUGGCAACUUCAGGUCGUACUUCUGUCAGUUACAUGACCCAUACACCUUCUCAGGGGCACAUAAGUAUCAGGAAUUUCAACAACUACAUGGCUUAUAUUAAUAAUGUCGCAGCUAGAGCUAGUACGAUUGAUGUUCGUACACGCAUCUGGCAUCAUGUGUGUUUCUCGUGGAAUUCCAAUGGUGGCACCUACAGGUAUUACAAGGAUGGAGGUCUCGCUUAUAUCAAUGUUAAUCUCAUGUCUGGUAAAAUAAUAAAUGGCGGAGGCUCACUUAUAUUGGGUCAGGAUCAGGCCAGUAUCGGACAACAAGCUGCAUUCAGAGCUGGUUAUGAGUUCAUUGGUGAAAUGACACAGUUCAAUAUGUGGUCUGAUGUACUGGAAGAUGAAAUUAUCACUAAUAUUGCCGUAAGUGGCUGCAUGGAUGGGUGUGGUGACAUUGUUCCAUGGUCAUACUUAAUGAGUAAAGACCUGAACGAAGUUGAUGUUGGAGAUUAUACAAUAACAUGUGAACCACGAGUAGAAGAAUGCAACAAGGGCGAAUUUGUCAACAGUACCUUGACGUUCAGAGACACUACAAGCGACUAUGAUGCCAGCUUUGUUAGUGUCCGUGAGAGUAUCGAUGACAUUUCUGAGAUGAGCAUGUGCUGGUGGAUGAGAACAACUUCAACAGCAGUUUCAUACAUUGCGACAUACAAUCAGGCGUCGGUUGGCCACGGAAUUGCCGUAUAUGAUCCAUCCAACCUCAGAAUUAUGAUCAAUGGUGCAUGGGGUUCACAGUCGGGCAAGAAAUACAAUUACGGCUUGUGGCACCAUGCAUGCAUUACAUGGGACAACACCGAUGGAAAAUACCAGUACUACAAAGAUGGUAGGCUGGUUUAUGAAAAUAUCAACUUGAAGAAAGAUGUACAAAUACCAAAAGGUGGCAGUUUUGUACUGGGUAAUGAUCAGAAGGGGGUUGGUGGUGUACGCUUCACCAGCAAAAACUACAAUGGUGAAAUUGCACAGUUCAAUGUGUGGAGUGAAGUAUUGGACACAGAUACAUUAAAUACUAUGCAUACGGAUGGAUGUAAUCCCGAAUGCGGUGAUGUCGUAAACUGGGCUUCUAUCAGAUCAUCAGAUAUGUUGAAUGUUGAAGUAAACCCAACAAGUAUUCCAUGUGGUCCUGAAUUACCUGCUUGUUAUGGAGGAGAAUUUGAUGACAAGAAGUUUGGAUUCGAUAGCACAUCCGAAUACUCUUAUGCUGUAUCUUCGAGAGAAAUGCCAGAUAUUUGGGCUUUCACCAUUUGCUACUGGGUACAGACAGAUGACACAAGUGCAUCUAAAACAAUGGUUCAAUACUCGACACAGUUUGAGGCUCUUGCAAUAUUCAUUCAAAACCCAACAAAUACACAAAUGUAUGUAAGACAAGGCGCGGGUACAUCCAGUGGUAUAGCAGUCAAUUAUAACAGAUGGGUGCAUUUAUGUACCUCCUGGGACAGCAGUGACGGCAGCUACCAAUAUUUCCUUGAUGGCAGUCUCGUUAAGGCUUUUACAAAUUUACAAGCUGGAAAGGUUGUACACGGAGGAGGUCAACUGAUGCUUGGUAAUCGAAGAAACUCUAAAGGAGGAAGUUUCACUGGUAAAGGAUAUUCAUUUAUAGGACAGAUGGCAAACUUCAACAUGUGGAGUAAAGUAUUAGAUGAUUCGGCCAUAGAGCGUUUGUCAUUAUUGGGAUGCGAGAAUGGAUGUGGUGACAUCAUAUCAUGGGCAUUAUUUACAUCUGAAGAUAUUACAGAAGUAGAAGUUAAUGAAUCUGAGAUAGAAUGCCGUUAUGAGCCGAGUUGUACUGGAGGCACAUACGAAAACAGCACUAUGGCUUUUGAUAGUACUAAAGAUUGGAGCUAUGCCAUGGUAACAAAGAAAAUACCAGACCUUGAAGAAUUCAGCGUCUGUUAUUGGAUGAGAACUGUUGAUAGAUCGAACUGGGCUGGAACAAUGUUUUCUUACUUUUCCCCCGGUUCCACUUGGUAUGGUAGUAUUGCUGUUGAAUAUACCCAUAACAUGAGAAUGUGGAUCAAAACCAGCGUUGGAUCAUGGAGUAAUAUAGAAACAAAUUAUGGUUUGUGGCAUCACAUUUGUGUUACAUGGAAGUCAAAUGGAGGAGUAUAUAGAAUGUACAAAGACGGAAACUUGAGAUAUCAAGGUGUUAAUCUUAGGAGUGGUGAGACGAUCCUCGGCAAUGGUGUUGUGGUUCUCGGACAACAUCAAGGCAAAUAUGGUGGUGGAUUCCACAAAUACUAUUCAUACAAAGGCGAGAUGACUUCCUUCAACAUGUGGAGUGAAGCAAUAGAAAGCGAAGAAAUAAAAAAACUUGCAACAACUCCAUGUGACAGGGGCUGUGGCGAUAUCAUCAAUUGGUCGUAUUUGACACCGGCGGAUCUUGAGUCAGUGGAAUUAGCUGAAACAGAAAUGGCUUGCAGCCCAGAAGUACCUCGCUGCUUUGGUGGCGAUUACAGACGAAAAACGUGGUCAUUUGACAGCACAACAGUAAAUUCAUUUGUCACAGUGGAUAAAACCAUCCCCGAUCUGAGUGAGUUCACUAUGUGUUUCUGGAUGAGAACAAAUGACCGAUCUAACUUCGCCAGAAUGAUCGUGAGUUAUUUCACUUAUGGCGAUAGCGUGGGCAGUAUUGCCCUGGAAUAUGUACACAAUAUGCGUAUGUGGGUCAGUAAUCAAGCUGGUACAUUCUCUGGUAUGGAGUUGAAUUAUGGUCUGUGGCAUCACGUGUUUGUCGCAUGGACAUCGACUGAUGGUGUGUACAAAUACUACAAAGAUGGAGACAUGGAACUGAGUGGCAUAAACUUAACCAAAGAUCGACUUAUACGCGGUGGUGGUACUAUGGUCAUUGGUCAAAGACUUGCGAAUACAAAUGGUCAGUUCAGUGGAAGCUACUAUGCCUAUCAAGGAGAACUCUCAGAUUUCAAUUUAUGGAAAGAAAAAUUAAGAAGCAGUGAGAUUGAGGCAAUUGCUGAAAAUGGCUGUUUAAAAGCAUGUGGCAAUCUAGUAUGGUGGCCAUCCUUUAAAUCUGAACAGUUAACAGAAGUUGGUGUCAGCGAUUCUGACAGGCAAUGUCCAAGUAUACCGAGAUGUUCAGGUGGAAAAUAUGCUAAUAGCCUCUGGAGAUUUGAUAACACAUAUGACUGGAGCUAUGCAACAGUACCAAAAGAACUUCCUGAUUUAGAUGAAUUCACAGUCUGUUGGUGGCAGAAAAUGAAUGAAACACCAACCAGCAACUAUUUUUGGAGCACCAUCAUGGGCUACUUUGCCAUUGGAGAUUAUUCCUAUGGCAGUAUUGACGUCAUCAAUCCCAACAACCUUGGUGUAUAUAUUAAGAAUCAAUGGAGUGGAUACACCAAUGUUAAGGUCAAUGAUGGAAGAUGGCACUAUUUAUGUAUGACGUGGGAAUCAGAUGGUGGUAUCUUCAAAUUAUAUGACCGUGGACAAAGAAUGUACUCUGCUUCAAAUAUUGCAUCUGGGCAAACAAUCAGAGGAGGAGGAUCGUUAGUGAUUGGCCAGCUACAAAGUGGAGUUGGUACAGGUUUCUUAAGACCCUAUGCAUUUAAUGGCAAGAUUAUGUAUUUCAACAUAUGGACACGAGCACUUGACGCAAAUGAGAUUAAGGAGGCUGGUACUACUCGAUCCUGUGAUCCUGGGUGUGGUGAUCUGUUUUCGUGGCAUGAAUUCACACCUUUUGAUAUUGAAGGGGUAACAGCUACUAAAAUCCAAUGUGAUAAAACAACAGAUGGCGGAAUCGAAAUUAUCGAGAAGGAAGAUGAGAUGACAACCAUGGCUCCCGCUCAAACAACUGUUGUUAUAGAACCAACAACCACCAUUGUAGAACCAACAACUGUCGCCGCCGAACCAACAACUGUUGCCGUCGAACCAACUACUGUCGCUGCCGAACAAACAACUGUUGCUGUCGAACCAACUACUGUCGCUGCCGAACCAACAACUGUCGCUGGCAAACCAUCUACAGUUGCUGUUGAUGAACCAACGACUGCUGAACCUGAAUCAAAAAAGACAAGUAAACCCAAGGAACAAACAACUGAAGUUCACAGCACAGCCACAUCUCAAGAACACACAGAAGGUGGAACAAAUGCUCAUAUACAAAUCGCAACUACAGCAAACACAACUGCCAAGAAAACGACAGUAUCAGAAAAAAAUAUGACAACGGAAGAGAAUCAGAAUAAAAGAACAACAGAAGCUACUGGUGAAGUUACUACUGCUUCAGAAACAACUACUCUGUCAUUGGAAUUUACAACCAAACAAGCUUGUCCAGUGCCAGAUGAUCUUCCAAAUGCAGCAGAAGGUAAAUUGGCAACUCAGAGUUCUAGAAAGGGGGGUUCUAAGGCCGACCGAGCAGUUGAUGGCAACACGAACAGCGAUGCACUGGCGGGAAAAUCAUGUACCCAGACUACAGUUGAAAACAGACCAUGGUGGAAGGUUGAUCUUGGUAAAUCUCAGAAUGUCUACAAAGUAACAAUAACAAAUAGGCAAGAUUGUUGUGCUGAGGAACUCCUGAAUGCGGAAGUACGUGUUGGUGAUGAUGAUGACUUCAAUAACAAUGCUAUGUGUGGUACCCAAAUUUCUGCUGAUGUUGUCAACCAAGAAACCAUUGAAGUUAUCUGUGCCUGUGGUGAUCCAUUGUCGGGUCGAUAUAUCAGUGUACAGCUCCCAGGUAUUGGAUCAUUAGCCCUGUGUGAGGUGGCAGUUGGAGGUCUGCCAAUGCCUACAUUGGAACCGGAAGUCACAACAGAAGUAUGCCUAUUACCAGAGAAUCUCGACAGUGUGGCUACUGGUAAAACAGCUGUACAAAGUUCCCAGAAAGGGGGAUCAAAGGCCGGAAGAGCCGUUGAUGGUAACACAGACAGCAACUUCCGUAAUAAGUCUUGUUCACGAACCACACUGGAAUCCGAACCCUGGUGGAUGGUGGACCUUUCUGAGAUUCAAGAUGUUUACAAAGUUACUUUAAUAAACAGACAAGACUGUUGUGCUGACAAACUACUCAAUGCAGAAGUACGAGUUGGGAACAGUGAAAAUAUUAUUGAUAAUGCGGUGUGUGGUGUUAGAGUAUCUGAAUCGACAACAACCAAGGAAACAAUUGAUAUCAUAUGUGCAUGUGGACAGCCAGUGACAGGGCGUUAUGUCAGUGUCCAGCUCAUUGGGGUCACAGAGGAACUUACACUGUGUGAAGUAGAAGUGUCAGCUCUACCAUCUGCCGUUACCUCUGCUCCCAGUGAAGAUAUCACUACUUCAGACGUGGGCUUGACCACUGAUGAAUCUUGUACCCAACCUGAUGGUCUUGUAAACAUAGCGACUAACAUGAUUGCAACUCAAAUUUCAACCGUGAGAAAAAGUAUUGCCGGUAAAGCAGUUGAUGGCAACUUCGAUAGCAAUUUCAAGGGAAAGUCAUGCACGCAGACUGAAAAAUCUCUUGAACCAUGGUGGAAACUGGAUCUUGGCCAAGAACGUGGAAUUUAUGGAGUAACCAUCACUAACAGAAUGGACUGUUGUUCAUCUCGUCUGAAAGAAGCUGAGAUCAGAAUUGGAAACAGCGAGAACAUGGAAGAGAAUACACAGUGUGGAAUUCGAAGGGUCAGCGGGAAAAUGGCCAAACGAGAACAAAUUCACAUCAUCUGCAACAGCUGUCAGCCAUUAAUUGGACGAUAUGUCAGCAUUCGAUUGAAGCGAGACAAAGAAAUGAUUCUUACCUUAUGUGAAGUGGAGGUCCUGGCAAUGGGAGAAGCUGGACCAACUGCAAUGGCUACCGAGCCCUGGUCUACACUAGCCAGAAUGGAUACCACUCCAGUAUUGGAAACAACACCAAUAACAACUGAACCACCUUGCGUAUUGCCACCAGUGGUUGAGGUGGCUUCGGGGCUGGUGCAGACUAGUCAGAGCUCAGUCAGAAGGGGUGCUGUGGCUAUCAGAGCUGUAGACGGAAACAAAGAUGGCAACUUCAAGACUGGAAGAUCAUGUACAAUGACAAAAAAAGAGUAUGAGCCAUGGUGGAUGAUUGAUUUAGAGGAAUCACGUGACAUUCACAUGAUCACUAUUAGCAACAGAGAAGAUUGCUGCUACUUCCGCUUGAAAGCCGCUGAGAUAAGAGUUGGAAAUAGUCCCAACUUUGAGGAGAACGCCGUCUGUGGAGGUGGGCCACUGCGUGGACGAGAUGCUAGGGAGCGUACCGUUAAUGUCACCUGUGGUUGUGAUACACCACUCAACGGUCGAUACGUCAGCAUUCAACUUAUAGAUAGAACGCAGUUCCUGACUUUAUGCGAAGUUGAAGUCUGGGCUGCUGCUCCACCUGAAGAAUGCCAGCUGCCCGGUGGACUGAUUGAGCUUGCCAGCGGGAAUCAAGUGUCACAGAGUUCAACAAAGAGGAAGUUAGGUGCUGAAAAAGCAAUUGACGGAGACAAAAACAGCGACUAUAACGCGUUGUCGUGUACCCAAACCGCUUCGGAGUUGAGUCCUUGGUGGAAGGUGGAUCUUGGUGAAUCUAAAGAUGUUUAUCAAGUUAUUAUCACAAACAGAAUGGAUUGUUGCUCGUGGAGACUUGACAGUGCCGAAAUUCGUAUUGGAGACAGCGAGAAUAUAUCGGAAAACGCCCUCUGUGGUGAACCACUGUCAAGACAAAUGGUCGACAAGGAAACUAUUGCUGUAAGGUGUGGAUGUGAAGCAAUGAAGGGGAAAUACGUCUCUAUACAGUUGCAGGACAUGACACAAGUGUUGACUCUAUGUGAGGUGGAAAUAAUGGGCUUCCCAUAGAAACGAAAAACCGAGACUCGUCUAAAUUAUGCUUUAUUUAAUGAAUGGUUGGUGUGUGGUAUUAUAGUAUAAUGAUAUAACAACUCGUAUAUUCUUCUUCAUUACGAAAACAAAUGGUAUAUAAUUGUUGCCGUCUACAUGGCUUAUACUAGAAUUUCGAAUUUAAUAUACACCGUUCACGCAAAUUUGAAAGUCACAUGCACAUUGGUCAUUUAAUAAAUACCAUAUCUGUUUUAGGAGCAAACUAAUUGUUACGGCCAAGGUCACAUCUUCAAUUUUUCUGUUCGCAACAGCGUUUUCCACAUUUUAAGAUUGGUUAUAGGUGAUUUAUUUCUUCUCUAUUGUCUUUGUGUUGGUUAUCAAUAAAAACAAUAUAAUAAUAUAAA